AUGGGCAUCGUCGCAUCGCGCCAUCUCAGCGCUGAGAAGCUACAGGAGAUCCAGAACGAAUCGGGCUUCUCGCCGCUGCGCAUCGACUAUCUGCUGGGCCAAUAUCAAUCGCUGGAACGUGACACCGAGGGCCGGGUGCUGCGCAGCGAGCUGCUGAAGGUGCCGCCGGUGGCGGCGCAUCCCCUUGCCGAUCGUCUGGUCGAUGUGUAUCUGCAUCCAUCGCUGGGCUUUCGCCAUUUCAUGCACGGCUUAUCCCGCUUUCGGCGCAGCGAGCCGCUGCAGCGUAAACUGCAAUCCCUGCUGGGCAUGUACGAUACGGACGCCGAUGGGCUGCUCAGUGCGGAUCAGUGCGAUGAGCUGCUCGGCCGGCUGCCGGCGACGCGACGCGAGCUCCGCUCGAUGCGCUGGAAGCUAAAGAAGCUGAUGGCCGCCCAGGCCCUCGAGCAGCCCGAGCGGGACAGCGAGCCGGAACGGGAACGGGAACGGGAACAGGAACGGGAACGGGAGCAGGUGGAGCUGCCGCAGCUGGAGCAGCUGCAGCUGGAGCAGCAGAAGGGCUGCAUCAACUGCGACGAUUUGGGCUACAUAACACGCGACCUGGAUCUCGAUCAGAGCCUCUCGCUGCGCUUCAACUAG
This is a messenger RNA of Drosophila montana, 636 nucleotides long. RefSeq names its product calcineurin B homologous protein 1-like. Gene Ontology annotation, biological process: positive regulation of sodium:proton antiporter activity. The coding region runs from base 1 to 636 and encodes 211 amino acids. The record is from RefSeq and is a predicted model, not a curated record. The transcript has a single exon. Lineage: Eukaryota; Metazoa; Arthropoda; Insecta; Diptera; Drosophilidae. Gene Ontology annotation, cellular component: plasma membrane.